Oikopleura dioica is the source of this 3942-nucleotide messenger RNA. NCBI's taxonomy places the organism in Eukaryota, Metazoa, Chordata, Appendicularia, Copelata, Oikopleuridae. The record is from the annotation of a GenBank genome assembly.
AUGGAAAAUGACGCGACAAAAGAUCAAAAUCAAGAAAAUCGUUAUGCAUGGACAUGUCCAGCCCAACAGGCAAUGACUCCGAGCGGCUUGUGCAUCCCUUGCUAUGGCCUUAUAGAUGUUCCACUUGAUUCUGAAUCCUGUACUUGCAUUGACUACGCUUACACGAACCCGAUAGAUCCUUACGAGUGCAUUUGUCAAGCUGGGUACCAAGAGCAAAAUGGGAUUUGUGUAGAGAGUGUCAGCACUACUACAACGUCGGUGACUUUGACCACAACCACGCAAGUACUCUGCGAGCUCCCAUUCGUCAGAAACAGUGAUAACGUCUGUGUCAAGUGUGGUGGUGCUUUUGAAACUAGCACAACUGUCUCGCAUUGCACUUGCCAGGAAGAAGCGUCGCUUAUCGCCGGACAAAAUCGCUGCCGAUGCAACUUGGGAUACGCUUAUGUUUCAGAUGAAGACCCUUUACUGCCGGGAAGUUGCACUCUCUGCAGCGGUCCGAUGGAUGUUUCGGUAAAUGACGGCUCAACUGAAUUUUGCUUGUGCGGCGAAAACGCUGAGAUAAACCCUGAUUACGAUCCAAGUAAGCCUUGGGAUUCCAAUUCAUGGUAUUGUAGAUGCAAGAGUGGGUAUAUUUCCGUCCCUGACACAAAUUUACCGAGGAUAAGUUUUGGCUCAUUUGGAAACGCAAGAUAUUUUGCAGUUACUAAUGAUGGUGAUGAUGGCAAUCAAAUUCAAUCACCAUUUCAACACGACUACGGCAAAUGCGUUUUGCCAACGGGAGAGUGUGAAGAAGGCCAAGUCUUUAACUCCGACGGUGUUUGUAUUACUUGUUUGGGGAUUGUACCUGACGUUUUAACGACCCUUGAUUGCUCUUGCAAAGAGAAUGCAUCUUUACAAGCUGGGUCAAACCCGCCAGUGUGCGCUUGCGAUGAAGGGUUCACGGAAAUUGAUGGAGAAUGUGAAAGUACUGUUCCAGGAGUUUGUGGAACAUCUGAAGUUCUAAAUAGUGAUGGAGAGUGCAUCAUGUGUCUAGGAUUGGUUGAAUCUCCACUUCCGGGUGUUACGUGUAGCUGUAUUGAGAAUGCAUCUAUGUCACAAUACGCGCCCAUCUGUUUUUGCGACAAUGGGUUCAAAGAAGAAAAUGGAGUUUGCGUUCAAGAUUGCGAAUCAAUCGGCUUAGUUGAAAAUGAAAGCGGAGAGUGUGCUCCUACAACUACGUCUACAUCUACAACAACAUCCACAUCUACUACGACACAGACAACUACUACUUCUACAACUACUUAUACAACGACGACGUCUUCAUCAACUACCACGACGACGACAACGACUACAGAGCUUGGUGAAUGUGAAAAUGGAAUGGUUAGAAACAGCAUUGGAAUUUGCAUCCGCUGCUUUGGAGCAAUAGAAACUCCGCUGUCAACUGAGCUUUGCACAUGCGGUCCAAAUGCGACAAUUCUAUCAUAUGCUCCUCUAUGCGUGUGUAAUCCUGGGUUCAUUGAUGAUGACGGAGUAUGUAUUCUGCAGACAACGACUUCAUCAACGACAACAUCUACGUCGACGACUUCAACAACGACAACACCUACAACUUCUACGACAUCUGCGACAUCUACGACAACGACGACAAGCACAUCAACAACCGAUCUUGUUUGCUCUGACGACAUGGCUUUGAAUUCGCUUGGAGUUUGCAUUUUGUGCAUAGGAGUCCAUGAAGACCCUCUCCCUGGAGAGACUUGCACAUGCAAAGAGAAUGCCUCCCUUAUUGAUGGAUUGCCCGUAUGUCUGUGCGAUGAUGGCUUCAACAAUAAUGAUAAUUACUGCAUUCAAACAACAACCACGUCUACAACAUCAACAACUACCACGUCUACGACGCUAGAAUCGUGUGAGGCGGGCCAAGUUCGAAAUAUGCUUGGCCAGUGUAUAUCUUGUAUGGGAGUUUAUGAAGAUCCUCUUCCCGGAGAAACAUGUUCGUGCAAAGAAAAUGCAUCUCUUAUUGAUGGACUCCCUCUCUGCUUAUGUGAUGACGGAUUCAUAAACAUUGAUGAUUACUGUAUCUCGACAACAACGUCAACCACAACGACCACAACAACUACCCUUGCACCAUGUGAAUCAGGCCAAGCGCAUAAUAUCAAUGGUGAUUGUAUUCCCUGCAUGGGUAUUUUUGAGGAUCCCCUUCCAGGAGAAUUUUGCACUUGCAUUGAAAAUGCUUCUCUUGUUGGUGGUUUUCCAGUUUGUUCUUGUGACGACGGAUUUGAAUUGAUAGGUGAUGUUUGUUCACCGCUUACAACAACGACGACAACAACUACAACAAGCUCAUUUCCUACAACAACGGAAGCUUGCGCUACUAAUUUUGCGAGGAAUAUUCUCGGAGAUUGCAUCCUAUGUUUCGGCGUUAUUGAAGAGCCUCUUUCAACAGAAGACUGCACUUGUGGCGCAGAUGCGUCUCUUUCUGACCUAGCACCUUGGUGUCAAUGUAAUGAAGGCUUUACAGAAGUUGAAAACUCUUGUACAAGAAUGCUUACUACUUCGUCAAGCACAACAACAACAACUUCGACAUCUCUUGGCGAUUGCGAAAACAACUUUGUCAGAAAUAUUUUUGGGGACUGCAUCGCAUGUUUUGGUAAUAUUGCGAUUCCAUUAAUGACAGAAGAAUGCAGUUGUGCUGAAAAUGCCUCCUUAUUUGAUGGAAUGCCGGUUUGCAGUUGUGAUUCCGGGUUCAUAGAUGAUAAUGGGUUCUGUGUUCCAACCACCACUUCCACAAGCACAACAUCUACUUCUUCCACGGUCUCCUCAACCACAUCUCAAGCAGAUUGUGAGAAUAACUUCGUCAGAAAUAUUUUUGGCGAGUGCAUUGCAUGUUUUGGUAAUAUUGCGAUUCCAUUAGUGACGGAAGGAUGCAGUUGUACGGACAAUGCCUCAUUAUUUGAAGGAAUGCCGGUUUGUACUUGUGAUAUUGGGUUCACGGAUGAUAACGGACUUUGUGUUCCUAUUACCACUUCAACGACUACCACCGUCAUAUCUUCAUCAACCUCGUUAUCAUCAACAACAUCAUCUAUUUCAUGCCCUGAUGGAACGUAUCUGACUCCUUCGGGCGCAUGUAAAAAUUGUGAAGGACUUUUUGUGCUCCCUAUGACUUCUGAAACAUGUGAGUGCGUUCCAAAUGCUUCUUUAGCGGAAUUCGCGCCUGUUUGCCUCUGCAAUGACGGGUAUCACGAAAGUAACGGCGGCUGUUUACCGAGCCCAACAACGACUACGAAUCCAAUCAGCACUACAACUGGUUCGCUCAUAAGCUGCCCAGAUGAGCUUGUAAUGAACAAUGUUGGAGAAUGCAUCGCUUGUUAUGGAGCAAUUCCAGCGGUUUUGGCAACAGAAGACUGUUCUUGUGUUGAAAACGCAGAAAUGAGCUCUUUUGCGCCUUUUUGUCAAUGUAUAACAGGUUAUUUCUUCGUAAAUAAUGAAUGUGUCGAGACGCAGGAAGAAGACUGCGAUAUUCAUCACGUGAAAAAUGCAAAUGGAGAGUGUGUUAUGUGCAUGGGAGCAGUCGCUGAGACUCCACUAAAUACUAUUGAAUGCUCUUGUGGUUAUUUUGCUGAGCUUGUUAGCUACAUGCCUUACUGUCGUUGCAUCGACGGAUAUGAAGAAAUAGAUGGGAUUUGCAUUAUUUUGCAGACUACCACUUCACAAUCUCCAACAACCCCAGAAGGAAGUGGCAACUACGGGGACUACUGUAUUGUUAACGGUGUCGUUUAUGACAACGGACAAAGCUGGAAAGACGGAAAUUGUUGGCUGUGUGAGUGUGACGAAGGAGUUGUUGCUAAAACUUUCAUUUGUGAAACGAAUCUAAUUGGAGAGGUAAAACACUGCACCUUGCCGAACGGCGCAACAGUUCAACACGCUCAAUACUAUCACGUGUCCAACUGUUUUAAAUAUUUCUGGUUUUUUUAA